CUUAGGUGAUUGCAGCUGGUAAAGAAAAACUGGCUGGUAUACCUACAGGUGGUAUGGUGAGCAGUGGUGGUGGUGGUGGUGGUGCAGCAGGUGGUGGUGGUGAUGCUGGAGAAGCUGCCAAGGAGGAAGAAAAGAAAGAGGAGAAGAAAGAGGAGUCGGAGGAGAGUGAUGACGACAUGGGCUUUGGACUCUUUGAUUAAUUACAUACAGUAAAACAUUU
Paramuricea clavata is the source of this 220-nucleotide messenger RNA. The record is from the annotation of a GenBank genome assembly. Lineage: Eukaryota; Metazoa; Cnidaria; Anthozoa; Malacalcyonacea; Plexauridae.